Molecule: messenger RNA, 4665 nt
Organism: Carassius gibelio (silver crucian carp)
Lineage: Eukaryota; Metazoa; Chordata; Actinopteri; Cypriniformes; Cyprinidae
Gene: mrtfab
Product: myocardin related transcription factor Ab
Exons: 17
Coding region: 290-3853 (1187 amino acids)
Biological process (GO): smooth muscle cell differentiation
Source: RefSeq, a predicted model, not a curated record
CGUCUUCACCUAUGUGCUUUAGCUGCAUUUUCUGCCUCUGCCUGACGUAGCUGCAGAGCCGCUGCAUCCACCUUUGAGAACCAAAGGAGACAGAACCGAGGAUCAGAUUUUGGAUGUGAAAGAAACCAAGUGGAAGCUGUAUGUUCUCCAAUUGUGUGAUUUGAAACACUGUAAAUACUGUCAUUGUGGACUAACAUACCUGUUAGGAGAUCUUGCACCGUUUUCCUCACUUUGGACCAUUAAUGGAAUAUCAGUUUUGACUUUGAGACUUUCAACACUGGAUCCAAACAUGCUGGACACAAACCACUGCCUUCAUAUUGAUACUUCCUCUUUUGGGGAUAAACCAAUCCGAAAUGGUCAAGAUAAGCCAUCUGUGAGUCUGGACUGUGACAGACAUGCAUAUCAUAGCCUCAAAGAAGUUCUUCAGCUCAAAUUACAACAGAGAAGGACGCGAGAGGAGCUGGUCAGCCAAGGAAUCAUGCCUCCACUGAAGAGUUCUGCUGCCUUCCACGAACAGAGGAGAAGUCUGGAGAGAGCACGUACUGAGGAUUACCUGAAGAGGAAGAUCAGGAGUCGGCCAGAGAGGUCCGAACUGGUCAGGAUGCACAUCCUCGAAGAGACCUCAGCCGAGCCCUCACUGCAGGCCAAGCAGCUGAAGCUGAAGAGAGCGCGACUGGCAGAUGAUCUCAAUGAUAAGAUCUCGCACCGCCCUGGUCCCAUCGAGCUGGUCCACAAGAACAUCCUCCCUGUGCACACGCUCAUCGGUACAGAGUCUCCAAAGGGUGAGAGCUCCUCAUUGGACGAGGACAGUAGUGAUGCCCUGUCACCAGAUCCCCAGUGCAGUCAGGACUCUCCGUUGGGUCUUGCCCCUCAACACUCUCCCUCUGAUAUGAUGAAACUGAACGGAGACCUCUCACCAUCUCAGUUUCUCACUCAGGCCCCACCUCCUCCUCUCAUUGCGUCUGACGCCUCUCCACCACAGAAUCUUACCAGUGAAACUAUCAUGAGAAACUCUUCCCGUCCACCGACGGGACAUACAAAGCAGCAGUCCAAGUCCAGCACAGAUCGGACAUCUCAUCGAUCCAAGAAGCCCAAAGAUAACAAGCCCAAAGUGAAGAAACUCAAAUAUCACCAGUAUAUCCCACCUGACCAGAAGAACGACCGGGAGCCGCCUCCUCAACUGGACUCCUCGUACGCUAAAAUCCUCCACCAGCAGCAGCUUUUUCUUCAGCUUCAGAUCAUCAACCAGCAACAGCAGCACUACAACUACCACACUAUCUUACCCGCACCUCCAAAACUUUCUGCUGAAAAGGAAGGUGGUGGAUCCACCAAUCCAGGCCCCUCCCCUUCCCAGUCUAUUUCCACAUGCUCUACAGUCUCCUCCAAUCAGAAUGGGCACAAUCGACAGAGCCAGCCUAUAGUGGGAGGAGCUACACCCAGCACCUUGCCUGCAAACCUGGAUGAAUUCAAAGUUGCUGAACUUAAACAUGAGCUCAAACUGAGGCGGUUGACAGUAUCGGGCACCAAGAACGAUCUCAUUGAACGACUGAGGAACUACCAGGAGCAAAACAGUGGUUCGACGAAAACAGCUUCUGCUCAUUUACCACAGGUGUCAGUUCAUUCAUCUGGUGCCGCCCCAAAUAAAGCCCCGAAGUCAAUGUCAGCUUUUCCCGUAGCGGCUACCACUAGGGUCCACAGUACAACUCCACCUCAAAUCAUGCGCUUCAGCAGCACUAGCUCCUCUCCUCCUUCAUCUCCUACCCCCUCUGAUCGCUCUCUGGCUGGAUUGAGUCCCGAUGAGACCAGCUGCAAUGGGGAUGUGUUUGGAGAAAUGGUCACAUCACCUCUCACCCAGCUCAGCCUGCACCCCUCUCCAGACCACCCCUCCCCAAUUAAAGAGGAGUCCCAUGGGCAGGCUUCCUGCAUCUUUUCCCAUCUGGGUCCGCUAUCUGCACAGCCUCACGAUCCAAGUCCCGUGGCAGCAUCAGGAUCUGCUUUGUCUCCUCUGGACAAAGACCAAAUGCUUCAAGAGAAGGACAAGCAGAUCGAGGAGUUGACACGCAUGCUUAGGCAGAAGCAGAGACUGGUGGAGACCCUGCGUUCUCAGCUGGAGCAGGGUAAGCGUGGAGCUGCCGCAGAAGUAACAGACAACACGGGUAACGCUGAAAUACCGUUGCUGUCUAACGGAGUGGAAGUGAAGGUAAAGGAAGAGAUUAAGGAUGAAAUGGACACAACAGAGGACCUGCAGAAGCAAGUCCAGCCCCAGAAGAAGAUCCAGAUGCAGUGCUCGCAGCAGACUCUGCUCAGACUGCAGCAGAUUCACCGGCUGCAGGUGCAGCAGCAGCAGCAGCAAAUGCUGGUGGACCUACCAAACGGACAACAACAAAAGACGCAGUUACUGCAACAGCAUAAACAACAGCAGCAAAUGGGUCCGCCGAAACUGCAGCAAGAGCAAGGAAAAACGCAGGUGUUGCUGUUGCAGCAGCAGAAGACACAGUUACUGCAACGGCAGCAGAAAGUGCAAUUACUGCAGCAGCGGAACAUAAAGUUACUACAGCAGCAGCAAAAGAAGACACAGACACUGCAGCAGAAUCAGCAGCAGCAGCAGCAAAAGUUGCAGCAGCUAAUCAUCCAGCAGAGGCAGCAAAAGCAGCAACAAAGCAAGCAGCAGAAGCCGCAAAAUCAGCCACAGCAGCCGUUACAGACACCACAGGUUUCACAGGUGUUUGUCAGCCAGCAGUCUAGUUCUACGUCUUACCCACUGGAUCUCCUGAAAGCUCACCCCACACCCACUUUGGUCACGGACAUCAAUGGCAACCGUUAUCUGAUUGCACUCACCAGUAACAGUGUUGAUAGUCUGUCUGGAAAUUCUCCUCAGAGCAAAUCCAAUGGACGGAUCACUCUACAGAGAUUGCAGUCGACCCCUACCAAGCUCCCUAGCCAGUCAUCUACUGAUAUGGCUAGUUCUGCCAACCAAUCACAGACUGUCAGAGAGCCCAUCAACAAAGUUCAGAAAGUAGGGCUCCACUUGGAAACCCCCAGUGUUAAAGAGUCUAGCCAGCCAGUGUCUGCACCUCCCAGCUUUGUGCCCUUCUUCUGUGAGGAAUCCAACCCACUGAGCAAACCCUCCUCACCUCCUUUGUUUAAGGAGGACAUUUGCCCAAAUUUUGAUAGACACACUUUAUUCACCCCUUCCUCCCCAAAGCCAAAGCCGAUCACUCACCCUCCUCAGCAUUUCAAAGAUAAUGUCUCAAACAACCAGCAAAUAGAUGAUCUGUUUGAAAUCCUGAUCAAGAGUGGAGAAAUUUCAUCUGGGUUUAAAGCCAGUCAAGACCCCUCCCUGUCAGACCUCCACUCAAGCCCACCCACUCCAUCUCCACCUCCUUCUCCGCAACACCUCUCACCAUCCACACAUCACCCUGACCCCGUCCCCGCCCCUUCCCAGCAGCUCUCAGACACCCAGGACAGGCCUUGCUCUGGAAACGGUCGCCUGGAGGACUUCCUGGAGAGCACCACUGGUGCUCCUCUUCUCGGCGUGGAGCCGGAUGGCCCGUUAACGUUAAUCGAUGACCUCCACAAUCAAAUGCUGAGCACUUCCAGUAUUCUGGACCAUCCACCAUCUCCAAUGGACACCAGUGACCUGAGCUUCUCGCCCCACCCCGCCAGCCUGGACUUUGAAGACCCCACCUUGGAUGGCAUGGAUUGGUUGGACAUACCCGUGGUAGGAGGGGGCAGUACUUCUAACAGUGGGGGUAUGGUUCUUGCCCCUUUGAACUCGCACGCCCCAACCAGUGUAUUUUCCACAGACUUUUUGGACAGUUCGGAUCUGCAGCUCCAUUGGGAUUCAUUGUAGCUUUUGGUCUUAAUUGCUUGACGACACACAAUUUAGCACCUUUAACCUUACUGUGUAUAGGCUGUACACUCCAGAUGCACAUGCUGUUUCUUAUGCUGAAAAGCUUCGAUUUUUCUUCAUAUUCCAAUGCCAAAUUGGUAUUUAAACAGUUCCUAUCAGAAUAGGUUCUCUUAAGCACUGAAUUUGAAGCUUUCAUUUACUUCAUCAAACCCAAAUGUUUUACAUCACAUGACGUUGUUGCCUUUGCCAAUAGAGAGACCAAUCUGGACCUCACCACCAUCAACAGCUCAACUAAAGAAUCCCUAGCUUACUCUACUUUUAGACAAGUUGUCUAUGAUGGUGGUUAGGAUCAUUUUUUCACUUUAAGCACACCAGUUACUAUACUCCACUACCUGUCUUUGGCACCACAUAGUGUUAUUUCUAUCCAUUUUAAUAAAGCUAUGACCUCAGAACCAUGAUAUGAGGCUAUUUCUGCUCUACAGAUUUCACACUUUUUAUCCAUCAACAAACUAAAUGGAGGGAAAAUUUGAGAUAUAAAAGUCAUCCUUGGUUUUGGCUAGUUCUUCCAACAUUGCACUUAAGUCGACCCAACUUGUGCUCUGGUCUACAUGACCCAAUGCAGGGAACCAGGUUUGGUGACGUUCACCGGAUCUCUAUGCAUUGCUGUACUUUAGGAUCAUGUAUUGAUGAAACCUUUGUUCCUUUCCCUCUGAUUGUAGCGAUUCGCUGGUGGAGGUCAGUGCUGGGGUUCAGGUUUCAGAAUAUUUGGAACUUCUUGUUUUGUAAAAAAUAAAUAAAAGAAUAAAAAUGCA